AUGGCCGAUACAGAAUUCGAAGACGUCAUCGAAAGCAUCGGUGGCUUCGGCAGGUUCCAGAAGACAUUAUUAUGGCUUUACUUGGCACCGGUGUCCCUGUUAGUUCCAGGAUACUUCUUCGGCCUCAUCUUUAUGUUGUCGGUGCCUGAACACUCUUGCGUUCUCCCGAGUUCUGUGAAGACCUUGAACCUAACAGAAAGCAAAGCUCUACAUCUCCGCGACCUUGUGGUAAGCAGCGACAACUGCUACCUGUCCCUGUCCGCUUUCAACGCCAGCUUCAUUCAAGAUUACCUUCGACACGCUGAGGACGAGAACGAAACAACGCUGGCGUUACCAGACAAGCGGAGGGUACCCUGUACGCAAUUUACGUACGACGACACAGACUACGCCAGCACCGCUGGAACGAAGUGGGACUUAGUGUGCGACCGGGAUCACUUGCCCAGUCUUGUGUUCACCAUGAGCAGCGUUGGUUGCACAGUCGGAACUAUUCUAUUUGGCAUCCUGUCAGACAAGAUUGGCCGGAAGUACACCUUCUUUGCGCUCGUGCUCGUCGCUGCAGUGUUCGGAUUAUCUUCCAUCAUGGCGACACACUUCUUUGCAUUCAUCGUCCUGCGAGCCAUCCACGCCAGCAUCGAGCCGCAAAUGUUUCAGCUGCCCCACAUCAUGCUUCUGGAGCUGGUGGGCCCCAGCGAGAGGACCCUGGUUCUGGGUGUUGUCUGCAUUGCCUGGACGCUUGGGCUCUGCCUCCUGCCGUUCGUGGCCUAUAUAGCGAGGUCUUGGUUCACUCUCGGCCUCAUAUACUCGGCCUGCGCUACAGCUAACUUGCUCUAUUAUAAAAUACUUCCAGAAUCUCCGCGCUGGCUCCUGUCCCAGAACCGUAUGAGCGAUGCAAUCGUCAUCCUGAAACGGAUUGCAAAAAGAAAUGGUGUCGAACCACCGGAGAAUCUGGCGUCUGACCUCGUGAAAGUGCAGAGGGAGCUGGCUCAAGAGACGGAGGAAGAAACGGCGUCGUCACGUGACUUGUUCACCAAGCCCGAGAUCCGCAAGAAUCUUAUCAUCAUUACUCUGUGCUGGGUAGCAAACAACGCCGCCUACUACGGUCUGCACAUCAACGUGACCAACAUGGCUGGAAACGAGUUCCUCAACUUCUUCCUGCUGGCGAUCAUUGAGCUUCCCAGCUACGUCGUCGCCUGGUGGACCAUGGAGCGGCUCGGACGUCGAUGGUCCAGCGUCGGCUUUCAGCUGAUCGUGAGCGGCUCGUGCUUCGCUUCUUGCCUCGUUGAGCCGGAUGCUCACAUGCUCACUACGGCGUGCUUCCUGAUUGCCAAGUUCGCCAACACGGCCUCCUUCAUGGUCAUGUACCAGCAAGCCGCCGAAGUCAUGCCCACGUCUCUGCGAUCGUUCGCGCUCGGCACAUCUUCAGCUAUCUCGUAUGCUCUCAGUAUCAGCAUGCCCUACGUCAUAUUUCUGGCCAAAUACGGCAUGUGGAUCCCGUUCCUCGUCCUGGGCCUUCUGGCCGGCUCGGGAGGCGUGGCUUCCGCCUGGCUGCCGGAGACCGGGGGCUACCCGCUUUGUCAGACCGUCGGCGACGUCACCGAGUUGCGCAAGAGCCAGAAGUUUUUCUCCUGGAACAGGUAA
Molecule: messenger RNA, 1638 nt
Organism: Ixodes scapularis (black-legged tick)
Lineage: Eukaryota; Metazoa; Arthropoda; Arachnida; Ixodida; Ixodidae
Product: carcinine transporter
Exons: 9
Coding region: 1-1638 (545 amino acids)
Biological process (GO): transmembrane transport
Cellular component (GO): membrane
Molecular function (GO): transmembrane transporter activity
Source: RefSeq, a predicted model, not a curated record